UUGCCCCGUUGAACACCACCACCUUCUCGAGGGAUGGCGUCGCAUUCUACGUCUUCAACCACCGUCCCCCGUAAAAGAUCCAAAACUCAGAGCGAAGUGGCAGUGAAUCCGAGUUUUGAUGAUCUUCCAUCAAGCCUCUUGGAAGUAAUAAUGUCUCAGCUUGUACUAAAAGAUAACAUCCGUGCCUCAGCUUCUUGCAAAACAUGGCGCGAAGCUGCAGUAUCUAUUCGUGUAGUAGAAAAACACCCUUGGUUUUUUUGUUUUCCUAAACGUGGCACUUCGUUUGAACUCCUCGAUCCGUUACACUGGAAGUCGUACACUUUGAAUCUGCCGGAGCUAGCUGACUCCACUUUGUGUUACUCAAGAGACGGCUGGUUACUUAUGCGUAGAUCUGUCUCAAAAGACAUGUUCUUCUUCAACCCGUUUUCUAGGGAGCUCGUAAGCUUGCCCAAGUUUUAGCAGUCUUUUCUGGUGAUUGCAUUCUCUUGUCCUCCUACGUCGGAUCAUUGUGUU
Molecule: messenger RNA, 513 nt
Organism: Brassica oleracea var. oleracea
Lineage: Eukaryota; Viridiplantae; Streptophyta; Magnoliopsida; Brassicales; Brassicaceae
Product: F-box protein At4g12382
Molecular function (GO): protein binding
Source: RefSeq, a predicted model, not a curated record